Molecule: messenger RNA, 1278 nt
Organism: Triplophysa rosa
Lineage: Eukaryota; Metazoa; Chordata; Actinopteri; Cypriniformes; Nemacheilidae
Gene: dnase1l4.2
Product: deoxyribonuclease 1 like 4, tandem duplicate 2
Exons: 10
Coding region: 194-1039 (281 amino acids)
Biological process (GO): DNA catabolic process
Cellular component (GO): nucleus
Molecular function (GO): DNA nuclease activity
Source: RefSeq, a predicted model, not a curated record
GUUUGGACACUGUUGGGAUGGACUUUAAAAAAACAAAGCAGUUCCUCCCCUCGGGCAAAUACUCAGACGGAAGUAGAACGUUAAACCUUGCAGGAAGUGGACACGUGACCUCCUUAUCAGCGCUCAAACUCACGGACAACACAGGAAGACAAGCCAACAUUUGAAAACACUGCCGCUACUUUAGAUCGGCACCAUGAAGAUCGCAUCUUUUAACAUCAGACGUCUGGGCCCGACCAAGCUGUCAGACGAAGAUAUUGUAGAAUAUCUCAUAAAGAUUUUCUCUCGAUAUGAUAUUGUCGUAAUUCUUGAAGUGGUGGACAAAUCAGGCAAAGCCAUCGAGAAGUUUCUGAGGGAGCUGAACAGCACAGGAGCUAAUAAGAAACGUCCCUUCAGUAUGAUGAGGAGCUCCAGACUGGGCCGAACUCUUUAUAAGGAACAAUUUGUCUGUUUUUUCAGAGAAGAUGAAGCUAAACUGAUUGACACUUACCAAUAUGAGGACGAUCAGGAGGGCGAUGAAGACGCAUUCUCACGAGAACCUUUCAUUCUGCGCUUCAGUUGUAAACACACAGUGCUAAAGGAUUUAGUGCUGAUUCCCGUUCACACAAAGCCAAAAGACUCUGGGAAGGAACUAGACGAACUGUACGAUGUGUUUCUGGAUGUCAAGGACAAAUGGAAGACGGAUAACGUCAUGAUCCUCGGCGACUUCAAUGCAGACGGCGCGUAUGUCUCCAAGAAAAAGAUGAAGGGCAUCAGAAUCCGCAGCGACCUAGAUUUUCAUUGGCUGAUUGGGGAUGAUGUUGACACUACGGCCAGUCGGUCCAAUGAUCACACCUACGACCGAAUCGUGGUGUAUAAAGAUGACAUGUUACAAGCUGUCGUGCCAAGAUCCGCAAAACCCUUCAACUUUCAACAAGCUUACAAGCUUUCUGAUGAAAUGGCUCUAGCCAUCAGUGAUCAUUAUCCUGUGGAGGUGACUCUGAAAAAGAAGUCGGCAGCAUCGACUUGCAGCAAACCCAAAACACAGAAACGCAAAGCAUGAUGGGACAUCAGUUUUCACUGCACGGCCUUUUAAUUUCUUUAGAAAUGACUAAACUCUUCACUCUAGUUAAGGAGAGAUGCUACCUCUUUAUUAGGAAAACCAGGAUUUAACAUUUUAUUAACGAAAAGGUAACAUUUCGUUUUCAUUUUAUUGUGAAAUUGUAAAAAAGUUUUUUUUUCCAUUUGAACUUCUCUGAAUUCCUGUUGGAAGUUUGUAAUAAAACAAAACCCAAAACAAUA